AUGUCGUCCUCCCUGGGCCCCCCGCGCCUGCCCCCCGGAAGCCCCGCCGCCGCCCCGGAGGACCCCGAGGCGGCGCGCCUGCGCUUCCGGGGGUUCCGCUUUGAAGAGGCGGCGGGUCCCCCCGAGGCCCUGGCCCGGCUCCGCGAGCUGUGCCGCCGGUGGCUGCGGCCCGAGGCGCACUCCAAGGAGCAGAUGCUGGAGCUGCUGGUGCUGGAGCAGUUCCUGGGCGCGCUGCCCCCCGAGAUCCAGGCCUGGGUGCAGGGCCAGAGGCCAGGCAGCCCCGAGGAGGCCGCCGCGCUGGUGGAGAGCCUGCGGCAGGACCCCGGGCAGCUGCUGGACUGGAUCGCAGCCCGCGUCCUGAAGCCAGCGGUGCUCCCGGCGGCGCAGGAGGCAGAGGACUCACCGGAGAGAGUCCCGCCCGUCGGGGCAGCCGCGGGGGAGCGGCCGGAGGACGCCCCGGUGCAGACGGAGGGGUCUGCCCGGCUCAGCUGCAGCGUGAAGGAGGAGCCCGAUGCUGACGGGCCGGAGACCGCAUCCGCCAGUCCCCCCAAUCCAGUCCAGACCCAGGAGGGGCCAGUGGGAACCGGGGAACCGGACUCUGCCUCCUUCCACGCCCCCGGGAUGCAGGAGGAGUGGGGGCUGCUGGACCCGUCGCAGAAGGAGCUGUACUGGGAUGCGCUGCUGGAGAAGUACGGCUCCGAGAUCUCCCAGGGGUUGCCGCCGCCCUUCCCGGACGAGCGGGCGAAGCUGGAGCCGGAGCCGGGGUCGCCGAGCGCGGGCGCCGAGGGCGCGGGAGCCGAGCGCCGGGGCCCGCGCUUCACCUGCGCGCAGUGCGGCCGCGGAUUCGGCUGGAAGUCCGUGUUCGCCAUCCACCACCGCGCGCACCGGGCCGCGCCGGCCGCCCCUGCGCCGCCGCCGGGGCCCCGGGAGCCGGCCGCCCCCGCCCCCGCCCGCCCCGCGCCCCCCGCCCGCGGCUACACGUGCGCCGAGUGCGGCCGCGGCUUCAGCUGGAAGUCGCAGCUGGUGAUCCACCGCCAGGGCCACGGCCCCCGCCCGCGCCACGUGUGCGGGGACUGCGGCCGCGGCUUCGACUGGAAGUCCCAGCUGGUGAUGCACCGCCGCGGCCACCGCCCGCGGGACCCGUGA
This is a messenger RNA of Pipistrellus nathusii (Nathusius's pipistrelle), 1146 nucleotides long. NCBI's taxonomy places the organism in Eukaryota, Metazoa, Chordata, Mammalia, Chiroptera, Vespertilionidae. The record is from the annotation of a GenBank genome assembly.